Molecule: messenger RNA, 1460 nt
Organism: Equus caballus (horse)
Lineage: Eukaryota; Metazoa; Chordata; Mammalia; Perissodactyla; Equidae
Gene: XRCC2
Product: X-ray repair cross complementing 2
Biological process (GO): double-strand break repair via homologous recombination; DNA strand invasion
Cellular component (GO): replication fork; centrosome; Rad51B-Rad51C-Rad51D-XRCC2 complex
Molecular function (GO): ATP-dependent DNA damage sensor activity; four-way junction DNA binding; ATP binding
Source: RefSeq, marked validated
CUGGUGGCGGGAAGCUUGAGUUCCUGGUGCGCCGAGCCGCCGCGGCGAUGUGUAGUGCGUUCCAUAGGGCUGAGUCUGGAACGGAGCUCCUUGCCCGACUUGAAGGUAGAAGUUCCUUGAAAGAAAUAGAACCCUAUCUGUUUGCUAAUGAAGAUUCACCUGUGCUUGGUGAUAUUCUUGAAUUUCAUGGUCCAGAAGGAACAGGAAAAACAGAAAUGCUUUAUCAUUUAACAGCACGUUGUAUACUUCCAAAAUCAGAAGGUGGACUGGAAGUAGAAGUCUUGUUUAUUGAUACAGAUUACCACUUUGAUAUGCUUCGGCUCGUUACAGUUCUUGAGCAUAGACUCUCCCAAAGUUGUGAAGAAGUAGUCAAACGUUGCCUUGGAAGAUUUUUUUUGGUAUAUUGCAGUAGCAGCAUCCAGUUACUUCUCACACUUUAUUCACUAGAAGCUAUGUUCUGUGGUCACCCCUCUCUCCGCCUUUUGAUCGUGGAUAGCCUGUCGGCUUUUUACUGGAUAGACCGUGUCAAUGGAGGCGAAAGUGUUAACUUACAGGAGUCCACUCUGAAGAAGUGUUCGCAGUUCUUAGAGAAACUUGUAAAGGAGUACCGCUUGGUUCUUUUUGCAACAACACAAAGUAUAAUGCGGAAAACCUCGCACUUAAGAGAAGGGCCUUCCUCUGCCUUCACUCAUCCGAGCGACGCGGGUGUGGACUACAGACCUUACCUCUGUAAGGCCUGGCAACAAGUGGUAAAGCACCGGAUUUUCUUCUCCAAAGAUGAUUCUAAAACCAGCAACCAAUUUUCUUUAGUUUCACGUCAUUUAAAAAGUAACAAUUUAAAAAAACAUUUUUUUAUUAUUGGAGAAAGUGGGGUUGAGUUUUGUUCAUAUGUAUCAUAAAAUGGUCUUUUUGCAGGAUGGUGUGCAAGUUUUAAAAAGUCUUUAAUAGGCUGAAGUGAUUCCAUUCUGAAGUUUUAAACCCCAGGGGAAUUAGCAUAACAGUGUUUCUACACAGAAUGGAUUUCUUAAUCUAGCACAGUAAAACUUCAGACUAUUCUGUACCUAGGUUAUUGAAGAUUAGUCAAAAUUAUAUUGACAAUUAAAUUGUAUGUUAAGCUUGUUUUUAAACUAAAUAAAUAAUAUACACAUUUCAGCCUAAAUAAAAUGGACUUUUAUAACUCUGUGUCACAUUUCUGGAAUUCAGUUAAGCACUUAUUUGUUUAGGAAGUUUAAAUGCAUUUCUAAUUUCUCAUGUAUAACUCCUUUAGGAAGCUGUGACUUUGGAAAAUGUUUCUGUAGAGCUAUUAUUUCUGUAAAGGGGAUGAAAACGAGCUUACGCAUCUGCCUUUCACACCAAAAACUAUGGAAAAUCAGAGCAUUUUGAUCUGUGACACUAAGUUCCAAGAUGGAACUGCAUUAUGGUUGGGUUUCUAUAUAAUUUUUUUUUUAAGAUUUUAUUUU